UAUAUCGUCCCGUAAUCCCCCAACUCGAACUGACUUAUAUUUCUUGAGCUCACCAGCGCUGACUCGCUGUGGCACACGUCCACAACUUCAGAGAUAAUCUCAAGGAUACCCAGAUACACUAUUCGUAAGAUAACGUCAAUAUCGCUAUGGGAGUGAAAGGCUGUUGGACUUGCAGAGAGCGCAAGGUACGAUGCGACGUGCAGAGGCCAACCUGUGGCAACUGCUCGAAGGCCAGACGGGUGUGUCAGGGCUAUGGGAUGCAGUUGUCGUGGCCAAGAGACGGUGAUGGCAAGAGAGCCAUUGUGGCGAGAGAUGUGGACGCGGCUGCGCGGGGGCAAAAUCGGAACCUGUACCCGCCGCGGGCGAGGUUUGUGAAUGCAGGAGCUUGGGAUGUGGAGCUCGCCAUGCGACUGGAGCUGGAGAAUAAGAAUGAAGAUUGGAUCACAGUGGCGAUUGGUGAUUAUGACCGCAGAUACAAUGUCAGCUUCCUGCGCUCCAUGUCCUUGCAAUCUCCCCGCCCGACCUAUCUACCGCCUGUCGUCAUGGGAAAGGAAGAAUCGCACCUCUUGGAAUUCUUCACCGAAUCAACAUCCCUCAUGCUCGGCCCAACCGACGCAGAGACUCUAGCAAACUUCAUCCUGCGAAUCGCACUCUCAAAUUCUGAGUCCUCCGACACGAGGAAUGCAGUUCUGCAGGCCGUCCUUGCCAUCGCAUCGCUCCAGCUGCACGGCAACGGCAGCGCAGACGCGUUCCGGUAUAAGCGGCGCGUUGUAUCGAAUAUUGCGGGCGAGACGACCGACUCAUUGGGCGAGAGAGCACUGCUGCGAAAUUUGGUCGCGACGAUGCUGUUGUAUCAUUAUGAAAUGUCAAUGCCUGGAUCGAGCUCUGAAGGAACAUGGGUAACUUUCUUCUGCGCGGUAAAGCGCAUCAUCAACACGUCUCCUGCAAUGUACAAGCUGAUUCGGCGCGAGUACAAAGUCUUCCUCGACUGGAUUUACUACCACGAGGCACUAUCGGAGUUCACAGUCCGGCAUUGGAAAGCUCCGUAUGAUGGGUGCGGCUUUGUUCCCAUGGUGAGAUCGGCUGGUGUUAUGGAUGGCUUCAGACCCGGAUCAAAGGUGGACGAAAGCAUUGGCUGCCCAACCGAAGUGCUCGAGCUCGUUGUCUAUGCCUGUCGACAAGCCAUCGUCGCGCCACGCCCCGAGAUGGCAUACACAGCUGCCGAACUGGACCGUGCCACGGUGCUGGAACGGCACAUAUCGAUGGAGGUGGGGGAUUUUGGACCCAUCCCCGCUCCAACGGCGACACCAAGGAACCGGCGUACUAUAGUCGCGGAUCUCCAUCGAGUCGCGUGCCUGAUCUACGUCAACCGCGCAGUGCAUCGUGUGUCUGAAAGGGACUUCCGCCAUAGGCGGCUCGUGAGAGAGGGGAUCCUGUUGCUGAGCGAGCUGCAAACAUGCCAGAGUGCGUGGCCGCUAUUUGUCAUUGGCUGCGAGGCCAUGGACGAAAAGCAGCGGGCUGCAAUCUUGGAUGUGUGUGAGCGUAGUCGGGGGGAUACGAGACGGAGAUCCAGUCACGUUGAUUCGAUUCAGCGGCUCGUUGCGGCAGUGUGGAACCAGCGUGAUCUGGAUGAGGAAGGGCAGAUAGACCACAUGACAAUUCUGGACGCGGUCAUCGGGGGAGAUGCAGUCAUGCCAUUGUUUGCCUGAGCUAGGAGGGCUACUUGAAGAGAAUUGCAUAUCUCUUUCCUGCGCUGCGCUCUGCUUUGUCAAGACUAGAACCAU
Paraphaeosphaeria sporulosa is the source of this 1784-nucleotide messenger RNA. RefSeq lists its product as uncharacterized. Gene Ontology annotation, molecular function: transcription cis-regulatory region binding; zinc ion binding; DNA-binding transcription factor activity, RNA polymerase II-specific. Bases 147 to 1709 code for a protein of 520 amino acids. Lineage: Eukaryota; Fungi; Ascomycota; Dothideomycetes; Pleosporales; Didymosphaeriaceae. The transcript has 6 exons. The record is from RefSeq and is a predicted model, not a curated record. Gene Ontology annotation, biological process: positive regulation of transcription by RNA polymerase II. Gene Ontology annotation, cellular component: nucleus.